Messenger RNA from Oreochromis niloticus (Nile tilapia), 1096 nucleotides. RefSeq lists its product as uncharacterized. The coding region runs from base 380 to 1096 and encodes 238 amino acids. The transcript is spliced from 3 exons. NCBI's taxonomy places the organism in Eukaryota, Metazoa, Chordata, Actinopteri, Cichliformes, Cichlidae. The record is from RefSeq and is a predicted model, not a curated record.
CAGUUUUUCUCGAUUGCUUAAACACUAUAACCAGGCCUCUAAACUAAAAUUUCAAAACCAUAAACGCUAUUGGUCAAAAAGCUCACCCAUUUCCCUGAACUAUAAACACUAUUCCCUGCUUUGACACAUGACUCAAAUUUGGUGAACUGGUACUGCAAAACUCUACACACAAAUCCCUACAUUUUACAGUGCUUACACCAUGUAGUCAUGUAGAAAGCACUAGCAUGCAAUAAUGUUAACUUAAGUCAGCAUAGCUUGAGCCCAAUUAGCACACAAUUAACCAGGUGGAAACACUAGGAGUCAAAAUUUAGCACACACCAAUCAGAACCUGCGAUGGAUAGAUAAAAGGGCCAAAGUCAGCUCAUUCAGGUUUGAAACAAUGGAUCCAAAGAGAUGCAAAGGAAGAGGACGUGGUGGAGAAAGAGGACGUGGUGAAAGAGGAGGACGUGGUGGAGAAAGAGGACGUGGUGAAAGAGGAGGAGGAGGUGGUGAAGGAGGUGGAGGUGGAGAACGACGGCGACAAGGAAGGGGAAGAGCAAGGGCACGAAGACAGUCAGUCUCGGAUGAAAUUCGAGCCACUUUAGUUGACCAAGUCCUUGUCCAUGGGAUGACUAUGAGGGAGGCUGGGCAACGAGUACAACCAAAUUUGAGUCGCUUCACUGUUGCCUCCAUCAUCAGAACCUUCAGGGAGGAAAACAGGACACAGAGACGACCACCUGGUGGAGGCAGGUUAAGGCUUUUGUCGGAGGAGCAAGAGAGGGAACUUGUAAACAUGGUAAUUGCAAAUAAUGUAAUCCGCCUGCAAGAGAUUCAAAGGAGAGUGAUUGAGGAUGAUCAUCUUUUUCGAGGCAUAAAUACCAUCAGCCUCUCCACAAUUGACCGCAUCCUCCGAAAGAAUCAAUUCCGGAUGAAACAGGCAUACCGAGUCCCUUUCGAACGAAACUCUGACAGAGUGAAAAACCAACGUGUGGAAUAUGUUCAGAGAAUCUUUGAGAUUGAAGGACGGCCUGUUCCCCAUGAAAUGAUCUUUGUGGAUGAGGCAGGUUUUAACCUGACCAAAAGAAGGAAAAGGGGGAGGAACAUAAUUGCACUGUAA